CCUGCGGCGCGGCGCGGAGUACCAUUUUUUCCGCGGGUGUUGGAUUUCGAUCAGCACCGUCACAGUCGUGCCCAUGACGCCGGGCGGUGAAAGGCAGCGGCGCUGACAACGCAUGUCGGCCCCCAGUAUGGCUUCGCUGGCGGUGCUGGGCGGGCUGAUGUCGGCCGGGCCUGGCUCGCCGCCGCCGCCCGAUGACGACGAGGAGGGCGACCAGGCGAGCCGCGGCUACCCGGACAGCUCGGCCAGCCGCUCAGAGGAUGGCUAUCUGGACGGCAGCGGCUCCGAGAAGCGUCUGUCUUGCGAGACGCUCUUGAGCGGCGCCAAGAAGCGCCGCAAGCAGUCGCACCCGGUGAAGAUCGGGCCGGGCGGCGAGGCAGAGCCGGAGGUGCCGCCGCCGGGCGAGGCAGAGCUGCCGCCGCCCCUCCGCUGCCCCUACUGCCCGCAGGCGUUCCCGCACCAGGUCCAGUUCAAGUAUCACAUCGAGGUGGAGCACGUGAGGAGGGCGCUGGCGGACGACGCGCCCGCAGAGAGCGUGAUCUUCGGUCGGGAGCUGCCUCUGAACCUGUCCUCCGGUCCGAGACAUGACGGGCUGCGGGGUCAGGAGAGCAAGCACCAGGCGGAGAAUUACAGGUCAGAGCACAGCCUGCCGCCGGCCAUGCCACUGCCUCCAUCGUUUCAGGACAAGUUCCCCGCUCCCGAGUUCCUGCAGUACGGGCCGCCGCCUUUCCUGCUGUCGUUCCUCUCGCAGCAGGCGGGCGCCGCGCCGCCGACUCCGACUCCGGGCGAGUCGCCGCUGAAGAUCUUUAACCCUGAGGCGUACUGCGAGCUGUGCAACAAGGAGUUCUGCAACAAGUACUUCCUGAAGACGCACAAGGCCAACAAGCACGGUGUGUAUUCGGAGCCGGCGAGCGGCGGCGCCGGUGGAGGCGGCCCGGCACCGGCGGGGGUGGGCGGACCGCCGCCGCCGCCGCCGCCGCUGCCGCCGCCCCCCGGCGCUCACCACUCACCAAGCGCGGAUUCUCGAGACUCGGGUAGGCCCUCGAGCGAGGCGGAGGCUGUGCGGCCGGCCGGCGCAGCCCACCCGGACGCCUUCUGCGAGCUCUGUCAGAAGGAGUUCUGCGACGCUUACUACCUGCGUCGACAUAAGCAGCGCGUGCACUCCGUGGAGGGGCGCGAGCCACCACCGCCACCGCCGCGGCCGCCGCCCGGGGCUCCGCCAGAGGCAGGCGCCGCCGGCCAGGGUGCCGCCGACCCGUACGACGCGCAGCAGUUGUUGGAGCCGGUGGUGUCGCCGACGCUGCUGCAGCAGCUGAACACAGGCGAAACCCACGACCACCAGAAGGUGAUCCAUGAGCUCAUGGAAAGGCUGGCGACGAACGGCGAGUCGCCGAAGAAUUUCACCAAGGAACAACUCCGCGAGAUUGGUGUCGUCAAUGUUGACGCGUUCUGCAACGUUUGCUGGAAGGAGUUUUGCAACAAAUAUUUCCUGAAGGUGCACAAGUACAGGAAGCACGCCAUCGGGUCGCCUCCUCCGGAGAUGGACAGGCACAACGGCGCGUCCGGCGGGCACGAUUCCAUGGCUUGUCCGCCCCUGGAGAAGCUGCUGGACGCGCCUCUGAAGGAGAACUCCGAGCCGAAGGAGUGCGACCUCUGCCAGAGAACCUUCCAGAGCAGCUACCUAGUGCAGAUGCAUCGGUACUACUUUCACGGUUCGGGACACCCGAACAGCCACGGCUCGAUGCCACCUACGCUCCCUGGGAACGCGCCGGCUAAGAAUUCCCCGUCCGCCGACCAUAAAAAGAAGGCGCACUUCAGUGACGAUCUGCAGAAGCUGCAGGGCAUGAUCAAAGGCCUAAACGACAAGAAAGGCGGACACGCGGCGGUUGCGUGUCACGUGUGUGGCAAGAACGUCGACAGGCAGGCCCUGCAAACCCAUUUGAUGAAUGAGCAUGGCGUGUUCCACAACCAAGAAGAGUUGAUCAUUCCAAAGCCGCCGACCUCAUUAUCAUCUUCCAAACCUCAGAGCAACAAGGACUCCAGAGAAGCCUCGAGCCCCCCACCCCAAGGCUCAGAGACGGUUUGCAGCGUUUGCAAGAAGGACUUCUAUGCUAAAUUCUUCCUCCAGCAGCACAUGCAAGCGGCCCACGGAAUCCAAGCGUCGCCAAUGAACGAGACCGCAUUUCUCGCGAGGAUUCGACUGGAGGUGGAGGGCCAGAAGAAGUUGGAGCGACCAAAGCCAGCCAGCACCAGCCGUAGCUACUGCGAGAUCUGCAACAAAGAACUCUGCAACAAGUAUUUUAUGAAGACCCACAUGAUCAAGAUGCAUGGAAUCAAUAUGGAGAACCACCAGAUUCAAGGUGGCGUCAAGUGUGAUGUCUGUCAGAAGGAGCUCUGCAGUAAGUACUUUUUAAAGGUCCAUAAGCAAAACACACAUGGUAUCUACGAUCCGGAAGACGACAAGGCGCUGAAGGCAAGCGAUGCCGUCAUCAAAGACGAGGAAGGCCUGGAGGUGUGCACUGUCUGCAGCGGCAAGUUCAAAACGGCCAAGCUCCUGGAGUCGCACAUGGCAAGUGAACACGGCGCACCGAAGGAGAAGAAGCCCAAGUCCAGCUCGGUGCCGCGGAGCGCACCCGGCAUCGGCGUAACCUGCAGCCUGUGCGGCCGCUGCUUCCCUGACCUGCUGUCGCUGCGACUGCACGCGAUGCAGGCCCACCCGCUGCCGGAGCAGAAGGGCGAGAACAACGGCACGGCGGGCGAAGAGACGCCACUGGAACCGGCCCAGCUGGGCGAGAAGCUGCUGCGGCACCCGUUCGGCCCGUUCGCCGGCCCGUUCCCGCCGUUCCUGCCGCCGGAGCGCGUCAUGAGCCUUCUGCCGCACCAGCCGCCGGCGCUUGCCGCGAAACACGCCUCGGCUGCCGCCGGCGGCCGGCGGUACCGCUGCAAGCCAUGUCGCCUGAGUUUCCCGCAGCGUCACCGCUACCUGAGCCACUGGCACCAGAAGCACGGUCACAGCCGCCUGCCGUACGCGGCUAGCCUGCUGCGCGGCUACCUCAACCGCAACUAUCGUUGCACGCGUUGCGGCUUCAGCUCGCGCAUGCGCAGUCUGGGAGCUUCGGGAAAAGACCGAACUGCGCCUGACGCUACUGCCGGCGUAGGCGACCGCCAGCUGACGAUGGUGGCGGCAGAGAGACAAUGCGAGGGAAUCGAGAGUACGGAGUGUGACCGCAAACCGGAGCUGUUUACAGAAUGUAAUCGCGAGCCGGAGCUGUUAACGGAGUGUGGCCGCGAGCCGGAGCUGUUAACAGAGUGUGACCGCGAAACGGAGCUGUUAACAGAGUGUGACCGCGAACCGGAGCUGUUUACAGAGUGUGACCGCGAACCAGAGCUGUUUACAGUGUGUGACCGCGAGCCGGAUCUGUUAACAGAGUGUGGCCGCGAGUCGGAGCUGUUAACAGAGUGUGGCCGCGAGCCGGAGCUGUUAACAGAGUGUGACCGCGAACCAGAGCUGUUUACAGUGUGUGACCGCGAGCCGGAGCUGUUUACAGAGUGUGGCCGCGAGUCGGAGCUGUUAACAGAGUGA
Messenger RNA from Pollicipes pollicipes, 3580 nucleotides. RefSeq lists its product as uncharacterized. The transcript is spliced from 5 exons. Bases 128 to 3580 code for a protein of 1150 amino acids. NCBI's taxonomy places the organism in Eukaryota, Metazoa, Arthropoda, Thecostraca, Pollicipedomorpha, Pollicipedidae. The record is from RefSeq and is a predicted model, not a curated record.